This is a messenger RNA of Cuscuta campestris, 731 nucleotides long. NCBI's taxonomy places the organism in Eukaryota, Viridiplantae, Streptophyta, Magnoliopsida, Solanales, Convolvulaceae. The record is from the annotation of a GenBank genome assembly.
GUCUUUCUUUUAACAAAGGGGGAAACAAAUCUCCUUAACAAUAACCACGGGCACGCGAGGAUCGAUUACCGGAAUCCAUGAAAUUAGUUAAGUUUCUCGCUCCUAAAAUCCAUCAAUCCCCAGAAAAAAUGCCAGAAGGAAGAAGAAGCCCAUACAAGGACGGAAUCGAUAGAACUUUUAGCGCGGCUGCGGAUUUGGACGGAAUCCGCCUGGAGGAAGACGCGGCCGGCGACGGCGGAAACACUCGCGGCGGCGCAGCGGAGAAGGUCUCUAUAUCGGCGACGGCGUGCUCGGCGGUGCUGCUGGCGGUAGUGUGCUUCGCAAUCAGCCUCGCGAUUGUGCUACUGGUGAACUGCGUGAACAAGUCCAUCUGUCCGGUGCGCCGGAGCCUGCGCAAAACCGCCAUCGCCUCCGCGAUUUUCCUCGUGAUUUCUUCCACCGCCGCCGUGUAUCUCGCCUUCAAAGUUGUCCAAUCUGUAAGAAUUUACCUCAAGAUGUAGAAAUUGAGCUCCAACUUCAUUUCACCUUUAUCGCGAAUUCGAUUUGUUUCUGAUAACAAUCCUUCUUGUUGGCUCUAGAUUUGGGAAGAAACUCUUCAAAAUAUUGUACUCCCCAUUCAUUAAACUUGUCAUUACUUUUACUAAUUACUGUGUUUUGAUUUUGUUUUGAAAACCUAAUUGCUGUGUUUUCAUUAUUCAGUAAUCCCCAGUCAAGAAAAAACAGUGAAAUGG